UCAGUAAGACUAUGGAGGAGCUAGUUCACGAUCUGGUCUCAGCACUGGAGGAAAGUUCAGAACAAGCCAGAGGAGGUUUUGCUGAUACUGGAGAUCAUUCUCGUAGCGUGUCUUGUCUUCUAAAACGUCAGGCAAGAAAAAGGAGGGGGCGGAAAAGACGUUCGUUUACCGCUCAUCAUCCUUGGGAAACUGGUCACUGUUUAAGUGAAGGUUCUGAUUCCAGUCCAGAAGAACUGAGUAAAGACUACAGAGAGAAUCAUGCUAAUAAGAAAGACCACAGUGACUCUGAUGACCAGCUGUUGGUCGCUAAACGGAGGCCUUCUUCAAACUUAAAUAAUGUUAGAGGCAAAAGACCUCUAUGGCAUGAAUCGGAUCUGGCUAUGGACAGUUUAGGAAACAGAACCUUGCGUAGGAGAAGAAAGGUGAAACGCAUGGCAAUAGAUCCACCACCAGAAGUUUCAAGUACGCUGACAUUGACCCAGCAGCAGGAUAACAUCAGGGAUCAGGAAAUGGACAGUGACAACAGAUUUUACCAACAUCAAGAGUUUGCCAAGAGCAAAGUGAAAAAAAGAAAAAUAGCUGCAACUAGACAAGGACCAGAAAUCUUGGAUGAAGGAGUGGUCAUAGAAAAUGAAGAAGUGAACCAGGCAAAUAAAGAAAAAAUGGAGUAUGAAGAACAAAAGGGCUCAGAUGAGAACAUGAGUGACAGUGAAUCCAGUAGCCUGAGCAGCAGUGAUGCUGGUUUGUUUACCAAUGAUGAGGGAAGACAAGGUGAUGAUGAGCAAAGUGACUGGUUUCAUGAAAAUGAAUCUGGCGGCGCAUGUGGAAUCACAGGAAUCAGUUCUUGGUGGGAACAGGAGGACUCUGCAGAAUUGGAAAAAGAAUUACCCGAUCCAGUCUUUGAAAGUAUCUUAACUGGUGCUUUUCCUCUUAUGUCCCAUUCAGGGAGAAGAGGUUUCCAGAAUAGACUUAAUCAUCUUCGUGGAAUGCCAGCAAGGAACAUCAAAAAGGCUUCGGGAAACCAGGCAGCAUUGAUUACUGCUCCGGGCCCAGGCAGUAACAAAAAAGCAGUGCAUUUAUCCCAGGAUUCUCAUCACCAUGACCAUUGGUUUAGCCCUGGGGCUAGGAAGGAACAUAGCCAGCACCUGCGGGAUAACCGAUCAGAGAGAGGACACAAGAAGAACAGCUCAGUAAAAACAGCUAGCAGACAAACAAGCUUACACUUAGGAUCAUUGUGUAUGGGAGAUGUCAAACGGAGAAGGAAAGCUGCACCCCUGCCAGGACCCACAGCAGAGAAUUCCUACCUCAGCUCAUCAAACCAGUGUCUGAGCAGCAGAGUUAACAUCUUAUAUCAGUUAAACUGAGCCACAACCUGGAAUGCCACCCAUCAACCCAAUAUGAUUGACAUGAUCACUGAAGACAGCCUGCAAUCUUUAUCAUGCUAAAAUUAUUAGAUACCAUACAAUUAAGACAUUUUUAAAUAAAAAAUAUGAGCAAUUAUAAUAAACAUUUAAUGUGAAUAUUCUGAAAAAUUUGCAUUGUAAACCUUUUAAAAAAAUAUUGAUUGAAGGUCUUUGCUGUCUUUUAAACUACUAUAAUACCUAUAAAACAGAUUUUAAAGGAGGGGUAGCAGUAUUUGCAUCUGAUACCAAAAAUAUAGCCAUAUAAUAUAAAUAUACAUACUUUAAUCAAAAUAAUCAAAAUAGAUCUGAUUUUCGCAUGUAUGUAAUAUAAAAUUGUUUUGGACAUUUACAUUUCUAAAUG
Molecule: messenger RNA, 1764 nt
Organism: Alligator sinensis (Chinese alligator)
Lineage: Eukaryota; Metazoa; Chordata; Crocodylia; Alligatoridae
Gene: GPATCH2
Product: G-patch domain containing 2
Exons: 10
Coding region: 12-1364 (450 amino acids)
Source: RefSeq, a predicted model, not a curated record